Messenger RNA from Marchantia polymorpha subsp. ruderalis, 1985 nucleotides. Lineage: Eukaryota; Viridiplantae; Streptophyta; Marchantiopsida; Marchantiales; Marchantiaceae. The record is from the annotation of a GenBank genome assembly.
AGUCAAUUACGCAUCAAGAAUGCAUGACGGUCAAAGAAGCCGAGACUCUGUCUUUAAUUAUCUUGUUUGGGGUCAUAUCUUUUCACGAAGACAAGAGAACAUAUCACUAAACGAGUUUUUCUUACAAUGAAUGAUUCUGCUGAAAACACUGACAGAUGAGAUAGUACGCUACUUCAACAUGCUCAGAUUUCCAAAAUAACCGACGUAUGAAGUUCAUGCAUGCAUGUGUCUCACAGAUGUCCCAUUCGAUCCAGCUCUGAGCAGAGCCAGUGCAACAUGUUCUCUCUUUUCUAAAGCUGAUUCUGAGAUGUGCUUAUAUAUUUACAACUACUUUAGUAUGACUCGAUUGUAUCUUCCUCAACUACUAUGAGAGCGCUGCAGUCAGAGAAUGCAAUCAUAUCUCCUCCUGCAGAAUCGGACCUGAUAUGCGCUCAAUCCCUCGGUGUGGAGUCAAGAGAUUCAGUGGAGAAAGCUCUGCCGACUCUCUACAUGCUCGUGCACAGGCAUAUUUUUCGGGCAAUGCCUCCUCCCGCUCCAAGCACUCCAACAUUGAUUCCGUGAUGGGCAUUCCGAGUCUACCAGCAAUGAAAUGUGGUCCUUGUCCGGCCGUAGUGCGCGAAAUGACGUUGGAAGCGAAAUUGAAGCGGAGUGGCACUGGAAAUGGGAGUGUUGCGCUUGCCAAGGUCCAAGCUAAGCUGCCUUUCAGAGAUUACGAGGAUGAAGAAAUUAGCUCCAGCAUUGCUCCAAGACAAGAAGGAUCGCAGUUCGACCGAUACAUCUCAUCAUCUCAUUUCCCGGAACGUGAGCAACGGAGUCCUUCGAUAUACUGUCCUGUCUUCCUAGCUGGAAGAAGCCUUUUUGGCUUCAGCCAUCAGUCUAGGACAUGGUGCAAAGUAUUUUCAAACGACUGCCUGCGACCUGCAUCAGAGUUUGUCUCCCCUCGAGUGACGUUCGAUGGGCGGUGGUUGAUGCUGGUGUGGAAAUCCAUGUGUCCAGAAGGGCUGUUCAUCUCCAACGGCCUCGUUGCCAAUAUAUCAACUGGAGAAUCUGAACGCAUAGAUUUUAUUCCCACAUCACUUCUGCUGGAAGAAUCUCUGUCGGACGAUCCAGGCGUUGACCCCUAUGCAAUUCGACUAGUUCAGAACUGCAUCCAUCAGAUACAGAUGUUAUUUGUCACAUUCUUCGAAUCGUGGACGAGGAUCUCCAUUCAUGGAGCACGAUACGACCAUGAUGGAGUUCUACCUCACUGGGAAUCGAGGGAGUGGCGGUGGCAGUCCGGUGAUUAUGAAACUCGGACCAGCUUUCUCGCUAGAUGCAGUGCUUUCGUUGAUGGAAAUCUGAUGUGCUUAUGGCGUGCAUCGGGAUCGAGCAACUCGGGCCAUUAUCACCUGUGGAAAGUUGAUAUGGAUAACGGAACCUUGGAGAUGAUGCUGCUUGAAGUCCCUCACAGUUGGAUCUGCAGCGAAGAGGAGGAUGAAUCGUGGAGGCAUAUUUUACUUCCAAACGUGCAAGUGGAGACCGAAGCUUUGGAGUGCAGUGUGCUGAUGUGCGCUUCAAAGCUUAUGCUGGUCUUCUUGUUCCGAAUCGGCCUUCCUCCGGACGAGGUUACACUGUCAUAUCGUGCUGCAGUCAGAAUUCACGAGCUUGUGAAUUUUGAUAGCACCGCUAUCAACCAUCCACCAUUCGUCUCGAUGAGUCCUCUCAUGAUGAUGCAAACCAACACUGAGUGUGAAUAUAUGUCCACGACCUUUGCAUCGGACGAUGAAUGCAUCUACAUUUGUCCAAACUAUAACUCUGCGCAUAGAGACAGAGUAUCCUCGUACGAAGUCUCCACUGGGAUAUGGUCUCAACUUCCUUCAGCCAAUCCACUAGAUCUCGAGGACUGGCAAUGUUGGGGAGAAACUGCAUUGAGUUUCAAUCCGUUGGUCGCUAGAAACAAUGUAUUGUAGAUUUCCCGUUCAUUUGGAGCCUGUCUCACGAACCUA